AUGAUAGGGACGAAGCUCCUUGCAACCAGAGAUGUAGAAGAUUACUGGUCCGAGAAGCCACCCAAGAGGCAUAUCCAUGUCAUUGUCGUGAGCAGGAAUUGCUUGACCGAAUCGCUGAAGGCAUCGAUUAACAAGUCUGUCCAUGAUACAGUUCGACGUUAUCGUGAGUCCAAAGCGGACAAAAGGAUUCAAGUGGACCGUAAACAUCGAACAAGCAACCCUCGAGAAUCUUAG
This is a messenger RNA of Paraglomus occultum, 234 nucleotides long. The record is from the annotation of a GenBank genome assembly. Lineage: Eukaryota; Fungi; Glomeromycota; Glomeromycetes; Paraglomerales; Paraglomeraceae.